GGGAACGUUUUAGAUGGUCUUUUCCCUGCAUUUUGCCUGCAAGGAUUGCGAAGGACCCGAGACAAGCAAUAAAUAUUCCGAUUGCAGUGAAUGGUUUGGGGGGCGCGCGUUUGGUAUCUCUCUAGUAAACGAAGAAGAAGCAACCGUGGCAUGAUGAUGGCGCCUGAUGGCAACAGUGACGGUGUUUCUCGUUGCUGCUGUAAAGGCAUCCGGCGGUGUCUCAUAUGUGAAAGGUUUAAGGAGAAACCUCAGUCUAUCAUGACAAGCCAACCGGAGAUUGUGCUCCAUUUCCUCUACAAUCCUGAAACAAGGCUUGCUGGCUGCAAAGAUGGAGAAGGUGCAUCGUUUCCUUUUCCUGGUGUCUUCCUGUGGGAGAACUUCAUAUCUGAGGAGGAGGAGAAGGAGCUGAUUGGCUCCAUGGACCAGGAUGUCUGGAAUCUGUCGCAGUCUGGUCGAAGGAAACAGGACUAUGGUCCAAAGGUGAACUUCAAGAAAAGGAAAGUGCGCGUAGCUGACUUUAACGGACUCCCCGCUUUGAGUCAGAAGCUGGUACUGCGGAUGCAACAAGAGCCAAACCUGGAGGGUUUCAUGCCAGUGGAGCAGUGCAACCUGGAUUACCACCCUCAGCGAGGCUCCGCCAUCGAUCCACAUCUAGAUGACUCCUGGCUGUGGGGGGAAAGGCUCGUCACGAUCAACAUGUUAUCCGACACUGUGCUCACCAUGUGUCUGGAGCAGGGCCUGCCAGAGCGGGAACUGACAGGAGAAGUACAUGUGGCCGUACGGCUUCCUCGGAGGUGUUUGGUGGUGUUAUAUGGUGAGGCGAGGCACAGAUGGAAACACGCCAUUCACAGGGAGGACAUUCUGGAGCGCAGAGUCUGCAGCACAUACAGAGAGCUGUCUGCAGAGUUUCUACCUGCAGGACAGCAGGCGGAGCUAGGUGAUGAACUCCUAAAUAUUGCUUUUACUUUCAAAGGAACUCCAGUAUAAACUCAUCAGACAAAUAAGAAGAAAGCUCGACAGUCUUAAACGUUGAAUAAGUGUCCUUGACUGAAGCGAAUGCUUGUAGUCUUUUACUGUAUCACCUACCCAAACAAGGCAAAACCUUCCUAAAUAUUCCUAAAACUAUAGUCAGAAAUUCUGCAAAACUGCUCCCUGACUACAGAAGCAAAGUUUUAUAUAUUUUUAUUUCUAAUUGUGAAUUAUUGUAAAGUUUAUCAAAAUAUUUUAGCCUGUAUUCCCCAAGUAAAGUAUUUUCUUUCAA
Molecule: messenger RNA, 1261 nt
Organism: Girardinichthys multiradiatus
Lineage: Eukaryota; Metazoa; Chordata; Actinopteri; Cyprinodontiformes; Goodeidae
Gene: alkbh4
Product: alkB homolog 4, lysine demthylase
Exons: 4
Coding region: 91-987 (298 amino acids)
Biological process (GO): oxidative demethylation; protein demethylation; actomyosin structure organization
Cellular component (GO): contractile ring; midbody
Molecular function (GO): actin binding; oxidoreductase activity; demethylase activity
Source: RefSeq, a predicted model, not a curated record